AUGGUAACAUCGAUGAACUUUGGUCAGUCUCCAUAUCCUCUUUCCGUAUCAAACCAGUCAGCUCAUUAUCACCAACGUGAUCCAAAUACAUUGGACAAUGAUCUUCAGUUAUCAUGUGAAAUUGUGAAUAGCGAGUCUUCGCAGGAACAUCAGGGAUUCUUCUCACAAAGUGCCGUCUAUUCUAAUGUAAAAUCACUGUCUUUUAGUCCAAAUGACCCAUCUACUAAUCGUAUGACUGAACCUGAUGUAGUUGAACAGCUUUUAGAUUCGACAAAUGCUCCGAAUAUAGUUUUGGACCAGAUUCUGUGUGAACCGAUUGAACCAAAUAAAGAUGAUGAAGUUAGAGUUGAAACAUCCACAUUGUCUACUGCAACUGUGAAUACCUCUCAAAUCUCUCCUUUGAAUUCCAAAGUUCUGUCCAAUAAUGUAAAAAGUUCUGUAUCUGGAGCAAAUAUGUCAAUUAACAUUGUACAUACUAGCAACAUGCUCUCAGAGACUGAUGCAUUCUUAUCCGAUUUACAAGAAAUCCUGGAACGUGACAUGCCCAUGCUGACAUCUUCAACACCUAAGGGUCUUGAUUCUAUAACUCCUUCGUUUUCCACCUCUUCUCAAAUUGGAAUAUUGGAAUGUGCGUUUUCCAUACUUGUCAAUUGA
This is a messenger RNA of Schistosoma curassoni, 654 nucleotides long. The record is from the annotation of a GenBank genome assembly. NCBI's taxonomy places the organism in Eukaryota, Metazoa, Platyhelminthes, Trematoda, Strigeidida, Schistosomatidae.